CUGGCUGUCCUAAAACUCACUCUAUAGAUCAGGCUGGGCUUGAACUCAGAGAUCUGCUUGCCUCUGGUUCCUGAGUGCUGGGAUUAAAGGCCUGUGCCACCACUGUCUGGCUAAUAAAGGUUUUUUUUUGUUUUGUUUUGUUUGUUUUUUGUUUUUUUAUCUUAAAAAUUAGUCAACACCUGCUCUCUUUUUCUAUCUGGGCCUGAUUUAAGAGCAGACAUAGAUUUGUAAUAAGUGCAUCCAGUUAUCACUUGGUGCCUUGAAAGCUUAGCAAGUCAUUGCAUUAGUCCCCAAGGCUGCCACAACAAAUACCAUAAUAAUACCAUACACUUGGCAGAAUCCAAGAUCAGGAGUGCAAGUCUGCACAUCUAUGUGUGGUGGUGUCCAUCCCAGUCCAUCCUAGUAUGGACUCGGGUUGAGGACCCUGGAAGCUGGCUGGUUAGCCAGUCUAGCCAGAUUGGCGAGUUCCAGGGUCUCUACAAAUGCAGUGAAGUGCAACUGAAGUAAAGAAGACACUUGUUGUAAACCUCUGGCUUCCGCACAUACAUGCACACUCACAUGCACAUGUGUACUCACAAACUGGCAUAUACAUCACACACAGACCCCUAACUGUCAAACACUUGCCAUCCAUAAUGCUUCACAGGCUCUAGAGAAAUCUUUAUCUUGACCUGACUUACGAUACUCUACUUUUGGACUGAAUAUGUGUUGAAGACUACUACAAUCAAUACUAAUUGUGUCAGGAUUAAAUAAGAUUUUGCAUUGAAUCUGGGUGGAAGAAUAAAGUCCAAAGACUUUGAAUUUAAAUAAUCCUAUAUGUGAAUCUCAUUUUGUCCAAUGCUGUAUGGCCUUAAGCAAAUUGUUUUUGUGUGUCUGAUCCUGAUAACUCAAUUGUUUGGGGGUUUUUGAGACAGGGUCUCACUGUAUAGCCAUGGCUGUCAUAGACCUCACUAUGUAGACCAGUCUGGCCUCGAAGUUACAGAGAUACACUAAACCACACAGGCUUUUUAGGUGUGCUAGCAGAGGAACCUCCUGUUGCACUGGUGCAUUCUUGUGUGUUCUCUCUGCCUCCUGCUGCUUCUUUACAUUCAAGCACAUUUGUACAAGUACCUGUAGGUAUAAAUUUUCCUCAACUUACUCUAAGAAGGGUUUAACCCCCUUCACUCUCACCACCCACCAGAGACAUUGGAAAGAAAGGGUAUUAAGAUACAGAGGAAGUGGACCUGUUUAGAAAUAGUUAUUCGGGGCGAUUCCAAUCUUUGUUGUUCUCAGUCCAUUCAGUAGACACCACACACGAGUCAGCAAGGGCAGUUCAAGCCAGAAGAAACCACAAGACUCACCAAUUGCCCAAGCCCACAGAAGGGGCAAGAAGCCACAGGAACCUCACCAGAAGUUCUUCAGAUGCAUGUCAUGUUUACAGCGAAGGUACUCCCUCCAGCCGGUGCCAGUAAAGGAAAUUCCAAACCGGUACUUAGGCCAGCCCAGCCCGGUUACACAUCCACACCUCCUCAGACCAGGGGAGGUGACACCAGGGCUAUCUCAGGUGGAAUAUGCACUUCGAAGACAUAAACUUAUGGCUCUGGUCCACAAAGAAGCACAAGGGCACAGUGGGACAGACCACACAGUGGUGGUGCUCUCUAACCCUAUACACUAUAUGAGCAACGACAUCCCCUACACCUUCCACCAAGACAACAGCUUCCUGUAUCUUUGUGGAUUCCAAGAGCCUGAUAGCAUUCUGGUCCUUCAGAGCUGCUCUGGGAAGCAGUUACCAUCCCAUAAGGCCAUGCUUUUUGUGCCUCGGAGAGAUCCUGGUCGAGAAUUGUGGGAUGGCCCCCGAUCUGGCACGGAUGGAGCAAUAGCCCUAACUGGAGUGGAUGACGCCUACCCGCUGGAAGAAUUUCAGCACCUGCUACCCAAACUGAGAGCUGAGACGAACAUGGUUUGGUAUGACUGGAUGAAGCCUUCUCAUGCACAACUUCACUCUGACUACAUGCAGCCUCUAACUGAAGCCAAAGCCACGAGCAAGAACAAGGUUCGGAGUGUCCAGCACCUGAUACAGCACCUGCGGCUAAUUAAGUCUCCUGCAGAAAUUAAGAGAAUGCAGAUUGCUGGGAAGCUGACAUCAGAGGCUUUCAUAGAGACCAUGUUUGCCAGUAAAGCUCCAGUAGACGAAGCCUUUCUUUAUGCGAAGUUUGAAUUUGAGUGCCGUGCCCGAGGUGCCGACAUCUUAGCCUACCCCCCUGUGGUUGCAGGCGGUAAUCGCUCCAACACUCUGCACUAUGUGAAAAAUAACCAGCUCAUCAAGGAUGGUGAAAUGGUGCUUCUUGAUGGAGGUUGUGAGUCUUCCUGCUAUGUGAGUGACAUUACCAGGACGUGGCCCGUCAAUGGCAGAUUCACCGCACCUCAGGCAGAGCUCUAUGAAGCUGUUCUAGAAAUCCAAAAAGCUUGCUUGACACUGUGCUCCCCUGGGACAAGCUUGGAGAACAUCUACAGCAUGAUGCUGACACUGAUGGGACAGAAGCUUAAGGAUCUGGGGAUCAUAAAGACCAGCAAGGAAAGCGCCUUCAAGGCUGCUCGAAAAUACUGUCCUCAUCACGUGGGCCAUUACCUCGGGAUGGAUGUCCAUGACACUCCAGACAUGCCUCGUUCACUCCCUCUGCAGCCUGGUAUGGUGAUCACGGUUGAACCAGGCAUUUAUAUCCCAGAGGGUGACACAGAUGCCCCAGAGAAGUUUCGAGGUCUCGGAGUUCGGAUUGAGGAUGAUGUAGUGGUGACUCAGGACUCACCUCUUAUCCUUUCUGCAGACUGUCCCAAGGAGGUGAAUGACAUUGAGCAGAUCUGCAGCAGGACCUCCUGACCACAGCUGUAGCACACGUGCUCCCAGGUUCAAGACUGGCGUCCUUGCCUACUCGAGUCAUUAGUGUCUCUGUGGGGAUUAGCUACAGCUUCCAUGGGAACUGCACAGCCAAUGAGUGAGGACAUUUUCAUAUUAAGUAGAUUUAAAUCUGGAAACGUGGACUCUGGAAUAAUCUGUUACUAGGACUGUAGUGACGUUAAUUCUGAGAAGUUAAUGAUCCAGAAAGUUUAACAUGUGACUGUAAAGUAAGGGUGCAGUUAUGUGCACCCCUGCAUUCUGGUUAACACAUUUCAACAGAAAACUCUCUUCGUCCCUUUCUGCACUUCUGAGAUCCACUUAACUUCCUAACAUGCUUGUGUGAAGCCGCAUGUUUAACUUCUCACCAAAGUUUGAGCCUAUGCUAAAGGCUACCAGUUAAUGUUUGCGGUGGUCUUACUUACUUGCCAUGGCCUCCGCCUCCUGGUCCAAGUUCUCCACACCCACUGGGAUCUCUUGGGCCUCAGGGAGCACAGGCGUCUCAGCCAGAAUACAGCAGCACAGCAGCACAGCAGCACAGCCCACCAACAAGAGUCUUGGAUCUUUCUUGCCGUUUGAUUGCCCAGGACCUGGAAAGUGUCUAGGCUCUUCUAGGGAAGAAAAUGAAAGAGAAAGAAAAGUGUCUACGUGUCUCCACAUGUCCAGACCUUGAGCUCUGUUUUCUUCAGUUUAAAGGAGAUUUUUUUUUUAAAUGUCCACCUUCCUCUCUUUCAUAGAUUCUUUUCUUAGGAAACAUUGUCACUACGUGCCUCAAGUCCUUCAUAAGUUGCUGUGCUUUGAGAGACAGGAUCUUAGGUAGCCCAGGCUGGCCUCAAACUCAUUAUACAAAUAUUGCUGGGGGGUUGGGGAUUUAGCUCAGUGGUAGAAAAAAAAAGAAAAAAUAUUGCUGGCCUCAAAGUAUUGAUCUUCCUGUACCAUGGCCAGUUUACUCUGUGCGUGUGCGUUUCUUUUUUUUUUUUUUUUUUUUUUUUUUUUUUUUUUUUUUUUUUUUUUUUUUUUGGUUCUUUUUUUCGGAGCUGGGGACCGAACCCAGGGCCUUGUGCUUCCUAGGUAAGCGCUCUACCACUGAGCUAAAUCCCCAGCCCCACGUGUGUGUUUCUUAACAAGGUUUCUCUCUGUAGCUCUGGCUAUCCUGGAACACGAUUUAUUGACCAGGUUGGCCUCAAACUCUCAGAGAUCUGUCUCCUUCUGCCUCUCUAAAUGUUGGGAUUAAAAACAUUAUCUUCCACCACUCAGUUCUUUAUAGGUCCUUAAUCCACAUAGCUACUUGCAACCAUGUAUUGUCAAAAUCAGUGUGAUGCCUCUAUUUCCCCUUCUUUUCUUCUCUGCCACCUCCUAUGGUGUCUCCCCUGGCAUGUGGAGAACUCAGUGUGGGCGUGGGGGCUAGUGCCUGUAGCUCAGCAUGCUGAGUGCAGAGUCAGGAAUCUUGUCAUCAGGUCAAAGCCCAGACCAGCCUGGUCUACAUAGCAAGCCAUAAGCUAUCCAUGGCUAUAUGGUGAGGCCCUACGUAAAAAUUAAGACAAAACAAAAAGUACUACAAGCUUGUGUCAGACACCUGUACUACCAAUAAAAUUAAAUAUGUGGAGUGCACUCAGCAGUUGUGAGUACCCUAUGGCCCACCUAUGGAGUGCACUCUGUAAUUGUGAGUACCUUAUGGCCCACCUCUGCUCUAAUGCUAGGGAUGGCAAGGCAAGGCAGAGUCAUGUUCCUUCCCUAAACACAGCAUCAGCUUCAGUUGUACAGCCCAGAUUGCAAGGUGAGCAAGUCAGGGUGAGAUUAACACAGAUGGUUGAUUCAAAAGCUUGCAUGAGCCGGGCCCAGUCCUUUAGCACUUGAAGCAGGCAGAUCUCUGAGUUCAAAGCCAGCCUGAUCUUCAGAUCGAGUUCCAGAACAGUCAGGACUACACAGAGAAAUCUUGUCUCAAAAAUAAAAUAAGCUUAUAUGAUAGAGAGAAGCCCUAAGAGCUAGUGUGUUAACUUCUUUUAAAUCUGAGUAUGUGUAGACCCAUGAUAAACAAAACAUGCCAACUAUUACAACAUGAAUUCAAGGGUUUCGUGGGAUCUGCCCCCACCUCCCAUGUUUCUGUUACGGAAGUGCAAGCUAGAAGAUUAGCAAGCAGUCCCUGCAGUGCGGGUGGCUGGCACAUCUUAGAAUUCACAGUACACCUAGAAACCAGCAGGGAACAAUGGUAGUGUGAGAGGUAAGCACUGGGACACAAAUGGCCCUCUGCUUAUCCACAGGGCCAGCCUUAUCCAUCUCUCUUGAGGGCUGCUGCAGUGGAGGCUGCCCACCCAGAGUCUGUCCUUUCUGCCUGCCAUCCAUCUGGGUCUCAGACCUAACCUACUUUCUAAAGCAGGAAGAAUAAAUCCAUUAUCAGGCUUCUCACCCACCUGACUUCUGUGUACAAACAGCCUUCCCUUGGAGUGACUUUCCUUUCUUUCUGUAAGUCGUCAUCUAUAGUUCUCACUACAGACUUCCUAGCUGAAAGUCUGCAUUGCUUUUAUGUAUAGCACAGUUGGAGAGGAAACUGACUUCUGCUUACAUUACAGUCAAGGUCUGGAGAUGUUACUGAUGGUUAGGGUGACUUUGAUGGAAUUCUGGUGAAUUUAGUCCAUGGUCCAACAUGCUACCCAUUGAAUCCCAGAUUAACCUUGGCAUCCAGACAUUUCGGUUUGACUAUUAAAACCAUCCAGAAAACAAUGGAGAUGCCUCAUCUGCCUCAGUGUGCCAGGCUGACCUCGCUGGGAUUAUUGGUGCACCAGCCCGUACAGGAAGACUCAUGACCAAGCAGUCACACAGCAUAACCACUGUGCACCAUGUUUCUAGAGUCAGUGUUUGUGCACGUGUGCUCUGGUCUUCCCUCUUGAAGUCUUUUCACCUGUCAACCUGCCAUCUGGGGUUUGGUUUGGUUUGGUUUGGUUUGAUAGUCUCUCCUGGAAUUCACUCUGUAGACCAGACUGCUCUCAUACUCAAAGAAAUCCACCUGCCUCUGCCUCCCAAGUGCUGAGAUUAAGGGGGUGCCCCACCAUCACCACCACAGCCAGCAACUGUUUUUUCUGAUGUUGGAAUUGAAUACAGGAAUGCUUUAGACAUGCUAAGUAAGCUCUGUACCUCUGAACUUUAUCCUCAGCUCAGUUUUCUUCCCUGGAUUGGUUAGAGACGUUGUACCGUUAAUGUAGCCAUUUGAAUAUAGGGUACCCCAUCUGGGUACCCUGUGUCACAUGGUUUUAUGAGCUUAUUUCAGAAUCUGGUGCAUGUUUCCUAUAACAGAGACUGCACACAGGCACUGUAGUUCACACCUGUAACCAUAGCACUUGCAAGACUGAAGCAGGAGGAUCAUUAUGAGUUUGCGACUAGCCUGAGCUACAGAUUAAGACCCUGAUUCAAAAAUGAAAAUAAUAGUAAUAAAGAGACAGCAAGUAGAAAGUUUUUAGCAGUGUUCCAGUAAUCCCUGCCAUCUCAACAGUGGGACUAAGUUUGAACCGUCUACCCUCACUGACUAGAAGAUAAGAGAUCAAAGUGUCACCUACUAAGCCAGGAGGUGGUGGCACACGCCUCUAAUCUCAGUGCUCAUAAGGCAGAGGCAGGUAGGUCUUGUAGCACCGGGGAAAUGUUAGUGAGCCCCAAAAAACAGACAGGAGCCAAUCUGAUGCAACUCAUAGCAGGGUCUUUAUUCUGUUUGAGAUAGCUCAGGCCCACCCCACCACCCACCACACACACACACACACACACACACACAACACCGUUGCAUAGGACCGUUUUUGGUGGUAGGGAAGCCCUGAGUGUCUAUCGGGUCAAGGCUUUAUAGUAAGCAGCAGGCAGGGAGUACGUGUGCAAGCAUCUCAUUGGAAAGCUACUGUGGCCUUUAACAUAAUUGCCUGGUGCUGCGAGUCAUAUCAUAAACUUCAUUUCUGCUUCUCUCUGCAUUGGUGGUCGUUAGGCAGGGAGUGGGCUUGUAACCUGGGGGUACAGGUUUGCUGGGGGAAAAACCUGAAGAUGCUGAUCUUGUUGGGGAUUAGCCUAGAGACUGGGCCAGGCUCACGUUUUGUUGGGAUGCAACUUGGAAACUAAUGCUAGGAACCAGCCUGUUAGUUUACCUGAGUUUAAACUUAGAUCAAGUUCUCUAAAAUGGAGUCUGAACUUAAAAGAUUUGGUCUCUCAAUCUCUAAGUUGAAGGCCAGCCUAGUCCACAUAUAACAAGUGCCAGGACAACCAGGACUACCUAGAAAGACCCUGUUUCAAAAACACAAAGAAAUUUAAGUGGAUGCCCAAGCUAGUGGUGUCAUAAAGAACCCGGCACAGAAGUGCUAAUGUUUUUAUUCUUAAUUUCCUGAAGUAGCAUCUAAAGCCCCAAAUUGAGCAGAUUAAGUUUUAGACCUUGGCAGAUCUUUAAACUGAAGUGUUUUCAGAUUCUCCUGGUGGAGAAAAGGUGAUGAUGUCAUCAUGUAUGUUUGCAACACUGCAACGGAAUCCACAUGGGAAGUGGGCUUUUUCUGUGGCCACUGAGGAGUUCUAUCAGUAUUGUAUGGAUCUGGGGUUACCAUUGGACUUCAGGCCCCACAGGGCAUGUGCCCACCAAAACCCAGAAACUACAAUCUUGAUCUACAUUUCUUAAUGCUUAGUAUGACUUUUGUGCAAUUAUAUAAGUUCUGUUUGGACAAAAGGCUGUUACUUUUUAAUGAAAGCAAACCAUUCAAUGAAAAUGGAUACCUCAUUCCCAAAUAAGAGGAAUGCAUUUGUUACUGUCAUUUUUAAAAUAUACUAUAAAACAAUA
This is a messenger RNA of Rattus norvegicus (Norway rat), 7664 nucleotides long. NCBI's taxonomy places the organism in Eukaryota, Metazoa, Chordata, Mammalia, Rodentia, Muridae. The record is from RefSeq and is a predicted model, not a curated record.